This is a messenger RNA of Amaranthus tricolor (Joseph's coat), 3380 nucleotides long. RefSeq names its product peptidyl-prolyl cis-trans isomerase CYP95-like. The record is from RefSeq and is a predicted model, not a curated record. Lineage: Eukaryota; Viridiplantae; Streptophyta; Magnoliopsida; Caryophyllales; Amaranthaceae. The transcript has 16 exons. Gene Ontology annotation, molecular function: peptidyl-prolyl cis-trans isomerase activity. The coding region runs from base 426 to 2741 and encodes 771 amino acids. Gene Ontology annotation, biological process: protein peptidyl-prolyl isomerization.
AUUUUAGGAAGCCAUUAAUAGUGUAAAAGAACCGUACACUAGGUUUUUCUAUAGUAUACCACCCACUCUUUCUCCGUCACUAAAAACAACGCUACUUGUGAUUCUCCAUUCUCCGGUGUAGCUGCUUUGCUGCCAUUGCUGUACCGCUAAGGAACAAGAUUAGAGUAUUUUGAAAUGGGAUUAAUCCUUAAUGAGCAAGGAUAAGAAGUACAUUAGCUACAACUGGAAGAUGCGUUUGAAAGCAAGGGGGACCAUGAGUAUACGUGGAAGAGCAAGUGUUGAAGGCACGUGACUGUGAGCUGGUAUAGUGCUCGAACGAGCAUGAUCCAAAGACCAAAAGGCAUGAAGAUGCAACAGGAGUUGAUAAAAUAAUUGUUCAAGCUAAAACUCGCAAUUUAGCUUGUCUUUGUGGCACUAAAAGUGAAAUGGUGAAGAAGAAAAACCCAUUUAUUUUCUUGGAUGUGUCUAUUGAUGGAGAUCCGUAUGAAAGGAUGGUUUUUGAGCUCUUUUUUGAUUUGGUUCCAAAGACCGCGGAAAAUUUUCGUGCAUUAUGUACAGGGGAGAAGGGAGUUGGCCCCAAAUUAAGGAAGCCUUUGCACUACAAGGGUACCUUCUUCCAUCGAAUAUUGAAGGGUUCCAUGGCUCAGGGUGGUGAUCUUCUCAGACAAGAGGGUUCAGCAGGGGAAAGUAUAUAUGGUGACAGGUUCCCUGAAGAGUCAUCAAAGCUAAAGCAUGAUGAACCUGGUCUCUUAUCUAUGGCUGUAGCUGACCUUGAUACUCGUGGAUCUGUAUUUAAUAUUAUAUUCAAGCCUGAUCAAAAUCUUGACAGAAAGAAUAUAGUGCUAGGGAAGCUUGUGCAUGGACUUGAGGUUUUGAAAAAAAUUGAGGAUGUAGGUGAUGAAGAUGGAAGACCAAAAGUCACGGUUAAGAUUUGCAACUGUGGUGAAUUCAGUGAAAGUGAAAAGAAGAAACUUGGUAAGUUGGCGAAAAAGGCUGAUUUGGUUAGUCAUGAAACACGAAGAAAGGGAAAACAUAAGAAAUCUUCAAGAGAUAGAAGAAAAAGAAAGAGAAAAUACUAUACAUCCGAAUCAGAUGAUUCUUCUGAUAGUAAUUCGGAUAGUAGUGAUCUUGAUACAGAUUCGGAAUCCGAUGCAUCUUCUUCAGAAGUUAGCUCUUUUAGUGAUGACAGGCGUAAGAAGAGUAAGAGGUCUUCUAAACGAGAUAAAUACAAACGUGGGAAGCGCAGAGAUAAGCGGCGCGAUAAGAAACAUAGAGGGCAUAACAAGCGUUCAAGACGAAAGUCAAGAAGGGCAUCUGAUAGUCUCAGCAGCAGUGAUAGCGAGAGCACUGAAGAUAGUUCUGAGGACGAUGCCAAUGUGAAGAAUUUUGAUAAAAAAGACAAGGAUGAUCUGCAAAACCAUGCUGAGAACCAUUCUCCUGGGGUUGAUGAUGCUGCCGUUGAUAAUAAUCUCAAAAGGAGUGAAGGUUAUGUGAUGUUUGAAGAUGAGGAAUCUAGAUUUCCCAAGGAAAAUGGAGCCCCACGAAGCAAUGGCUAUGAAAGAGAUGCAAGAUCUCGCAGAAGUGAAGACAGACAGUCUGAUGUGGUGGAGGACCAUCCAGGAAAAUCUAGGAGCCGCAGUGCAAGUCCUAAAAGGGUUUUGAGUAAGAGUAUGAGUAUCAGUCCCAGGAAUAUCAGCAGAAGCCAGAAUCUGACCCCACAAAGAAAUUUAAGCAGAAGCCCUAGUGUUAAGAGUCCCCCACCAGCUGUACAAAAGAGUCGGAGUAUUAGCAGAAGUCCCUUAAGGAGUGUCAGCAGGAGUCCUGUUAGGAGUAUCAGCAGAAGCCCCAUGAGGAGUAUCAGCAGAAGACCUGUGAGGAGUAUCAGCAGGAGCCCCCCUAGAAGCCUCAGUAGAAGUCCAGCUAGAAGUUUGAGCAGAAGCCCACGAAGAACCCGUCCUCGAAGAAAUGACAGUUUAAGCCCUGUCACUUCCCCACCUCGAAAAAGUCUUAGUGGAAGCUAUGCAAGAGGCUCAUCGCGAAAAAGUGUUAGAAGCCCAGUGAGAUUCGGCAGGAGCAGUCCAAGCCCGGUACAUCCUCGUAGAAGCCCGAGCCCCAUAAGAUCUUCACAUAGAAGCGUAAGUAGAAGCUCUGGCAGGGUUCGUAGUCCAGUAAGGUCUCCAAGGAGAAGGUAUCGUCGAAGCUACUCUAGAAGUCCAUCCAUUCGCCAUAGAAGUAUGUCAAGUGCUUCACCUGAUGGGUCACCCAAACGUAUGCGUAGAGGUAGGGGUUUCAGUGACAGGUUCUCUUAUGCCCGAAAAUAUAGGACCCCUUCGCCUGACCAUUAUCGGUAUGGUGGUCGUGACAGUUACAGGAGAUAUUCCGACCGUUCUCCAAGGUACCGAAGCCCAAGAAGAUCCCCUAUAAGAUAUAGAAGAAGAAGAAGCAGGACAAGGAGUCCUAGUGUCUCACGAAGCCCUCCCUAUCGUCGUCGUCGUCGUUAUACCCGGAGUCCUGCUCGUAGUCGUACUAAUAGUGAUCCACCCAGAUAUCGCGCAUCUCCUCGCGCCGAGAAGCAAUUGUCAAAUAGUCGAAGCCGAAGCAGGAGUGCAUCUGUCUCAGGAUCCUCUAGGGGCUCCCCACCUCCAAAGAGAGCUAGCAAGGAUAGGUCUAGGUCGAGGUCGUCUUCUGGUAGUCUACCUGGGAAAAAAGGGUUGGUGUCUUACAGGGAUGGUUCUGCUUAGGCCAACCCAAGAUAGAAAAAUAGCUUUCAAGAUGCUGUGCAUCAAUUCCCGCACUUGUGAUGGUUGCUUGGAUGAGUUUGUGGCCAUAUGCGAAUCGGUGAUUACUCUUUUUGGAUGAAUAAUUUGGAGUUAAGCUAUUUGUGUAGUUGUUCUUGUUUGUUGAGUCGAUGUCUGAUAAUAUAAUUACAUGGAUUCGGUCGCAGACUUGUAGUUAUGACAUUAGUUUCUGCAUGUUUUAAUUAUAAUUAUAUGAAAUUUUAUAUUUGAACUAUAAAUGUACUCUUAGGUUGUGUUUGGCAUGUGGGAAUGAAAUUUAGGAGAUUACAGUUGAGGUUUAAAAUAAGACUUUGGGAUGAGAUUUAAUUUGAGAUUUUGAUAAUAAAUGAAAUCAUGUUCUUAUUUAGCAAAUAAUAAAAAUAGAUAAAAAAUUAGAUAAAAUUUUUUUAUUUACAAAGUUAUCUUAAUAAUUCUUUACGUUUUUUGGGUAAAAAUGUAUUUUUGUAAAUUAUUCAAGUGUCAACAAAUUACACCCUUCCCCCAAGAUUUUUUUUAGGGACUUUCCUCUUCCCAAUGUCUCAACUUAUAUCUAUUUUGCAAUCUUUGCCAAUUUUCAUUCCCCUCAAACAAAUAAGGAACUUU